AAUGACAAUGCCGUCAGCACCCGGGAGGGGUCCUUGAACAACCAGAUGGUGGCUGGAUUUUUCUGCCAGUCAUCAGUUUUCAUCUGAUUGCAGCGCAGGUGCAGAAGGAGUUGUUUCUCAGCGUUCUCCCCUAACUUCCACUGUUCCUGUGUAUUCCUCCAGGAACCCUUAAAGGGACUCUUACAGCUGGGAGAAUUCCAGAGAGAGAGUAUUAUGAGGGAGGCCGAGGACUUGAUGCAUCGGCGCUGCGAGUAGGGAUUGCCACGUCUGAGAGGAUGCUGGGAAUCUGCAGAGGGAGACGGAAGUUCCUGGCUGCCUCUUUGACCCUUCUCUGCAUCCCAGCCAUCACCUGGGUUUACCUGUUUGCUGGGAGCUUCGAAGAUGGGAAGCCGGUGUCUCUGUCACCACUGGAGUCCCAGCCCCACAGCCCCCGCUACGCCGCCUCCAGCCAGCGGGAGCGGGAGAGCCUGGAGGUGCGUGUGCGCGAGGUGGAGGAGGAGAACCGGGCACUCCGCCGGCAGCUCAGCCUGGCCCAGGGCCGAGGGCCCGCGCAACGCCGGGGCAACCACUCCAAGACCUACUCCAUGGAGGAGGGCACUGGGGACAGCGAGAGCCUGCGUGCUGGCAUCGUGGCGGGCAACAGCUCUGAGUGCGGGCAGCAGCCGGUGGUGGAGAAGUGUGAGACCAUCCACGUGGCCAUCGUGUGCGCCGGGUACAACGCCAGCCGGGAUGUGGUCACUCUAGUCAAGUCCGUCCUCUUCCACAGGCGGAACCCUCUGCACUUCCACCUCAUCGCCGACUCCAUUGCUGAGCAGAUCCUGGCGACGCUCUUCCAGACCUGGAUGGUGCCCGCCGUGCGUGUGGACUUCUACAACGCUGAUGAACUGAAGUCUGAAGUUUCCUGGAUCCCCAACAAACAUUACUCUGGAAUUUAUGGUCUGAUGAAGCUCGUCCUGACCAAGACCCUUCCCGCCAACUUGGAGAGAGUCAUUGUCCUUGACACAGAUAUCACCUUUGCAACUGACAUUGCGGAGCUGUGGGCUGUAUUCCACAAAUUCAAAGGUCAGCAGGUCCUGGGCCUGGUGGAGAACCAGAGUGACUGGUACCUUGGAAAUCUGUGGAAAAAUCACCGCCCUUGGCCGGCCCUCGGAAGAGGUUACAACACAGGGGUGAUCCUGCUGCUUCUGGACAAGCUGCGGAAGAUGAAGUGGGAGCAGAUGUGGAGGCUGACCGCUGAGAGGGAGCUGAUGGGCAUGCUGUCCACGUCCUUAGCUGACCAGGAUAUUUUCAACGCCGUCAUCAAGCAAAACCCCUUCCUGGUGUAUCAGCUUCCCUGCUUCUGGAACGUGCAGCUAUCAGACCACACGCGCUCUGAGCAGUGCUACCGGGAUGUGUCGGACCUGAAGGUCAUUCACUGGAACUCCCCCAAAAAACUUCGGGUGAAGAACAAGCAUGUGGAGUUUUUCCGCAACCUCUACCUGACCUUCCUGGAGUAUGAUGGCAACCUCCUGAGGCGGGAACUGUUCGGCUGCCCCAGUGAAGCUGAUGUCAACAGUGAAAAUCUCCAGAAGCAGCUCUCUGAGCUGGAUGAAGAUGACCUGUGCUAUGAGUUCCGGCGAGAGCGGUUCACCGUCCACCGAACGCACCUGUACUUCCUGCACUACGAGUACGAGCCGGCUUCCGACAGCACGGACGUCACCCUGGUGGCGCAGCUCUCCAUGGACAGGCUCCAGAUGCUGGAGGCCAUCUGCAAGCACUGGGAGGGGCCCAUCAGCCUGGCCCUCUACCUGUCAGACGCCGAGGCCCAGCAGUUUCUCCGCUACGCGCAGGGCUCCGAGGUGCUCAUGAGCCGCCACAACGUGGCCUACCACAUCGUGUACAAGGAGGGCCAGUUCUACCCCGUCAACCUGCUGCGCAACGUGGCCAUGAAGCACGUGGGCACGCCCUACAUGUUCCUGUCCGACAUCGACUUCCUGCCCAUGUACGGGCUCUAUGAGUACCUCAGGAAGUCUGUCAUCCAACUCGACCUCGCCAACACCAAGAAAGCGAUGAUCGUGCCUGCCUUCGAGACGCUGCGGUACCGCCUCUCGUUCCCCAAGUCGAAAGCGGAGCUGCUGUCUAUGCUGGACAUGGGGACGCUCUUCACCUUCAGGUACCACGUCUGGAUGAAAGGACACGCACCCACAAAUUUCGCCAAGUGGCGGACCGCCACCACGCCUUACCGGGUUGAAUGGGAGGCCGACUUCGAGCCGUAUGUUGUCGUGAGACGGGACUGCCCUGAAUAUGACCGGAGGUUUGUGGGCUUUGGUUGGAACAAGGUGGCUCACAUCAUGGAACUGGAUGCACAGGAAUAUGAAUUCAUCGUGCUGCCCAACGCCUACAUGAUCCACAUGCCUCAUGCCCCCAGCUUUGACAUCACCAAGUUCCGGUCCAACAAGCAAUACCGCAUCUGUCUCAAAACCCUGAAGGAAGAGUUUCAGCAGGACAUGUCUCGCCGCUAUGGCUUUGCUGCCCUCAAAUAUCUCACUGCUGAGAACAACAGCUAGCACCAAGAGGCCCACCGCUAGGGAGAGACAUUCUGUAAGAAGAGAGCCACUCGCUGUAUGGGGCCCUGCCUUCAAACUCAAAAUGGAGCAAUGCUUUUUUGGUUUGUUUUUAUUUGUCUCUUUGGCCCAACAAAGCUGCUCUCAAUGCAGAGUUCUGGGACAAGGAUCCGGCCAACCCCUCUCUGCCCCAUGACCCGGCAUUCCCAGAGUGUGGAAAAAUAGUCCAUCUGCAUAGUCUCUUCAAGGAUGGGAUGCAGAGGGGUGAGAGGGAGCAAGAGGGUUAUAUUCCCACAAAGCCACGCACAAGCGGGUCUUUAGGAUGGUCUGGUUACCUUCUGUGAAAAGGAAGUCAGGGUGUUGGGGGUUAGCCAUCCAAGAAAUAAAAAGCAAACUUGUCUCUUCAUUCAGAGGAAACUUUCUUCUUUGCCCUGCAGUCUAGCUGGGUAUCAAAAUGGAGGGCAACCCAAUGAUCAAAAUCAACCAUUUGAAAAAAAAAAUUAGUGGGGACAUUGAUUGUACCUGGAGGGAACUGGAGAUGGGUUUGGUUGGUUCUUUAUCCUCAAGGUCACUUUUGUUUUGUUUUUCUUUGUUUUUGUUUGUGGGGAUUAUGUUUGUUUGUUUCUCUUGGGUCUGAGACUCCAAAAUAGAAAAUCUGGUCUUUUAAGAUUCUGAAGGAAAAUCAACUGCCUCAACCAAUGUCCCUCUAUCAGUCAUGACCCAGCAGGAAGACAAAAGUCUGCAGCCAAUGUUUAAACACGGGUGGCUUUCUUGGGGACUCUCACUGAGACCCCCACAGUUUUGAAUUCACUACUCUCCAGAACCGGGGACAGAAAUGAGGACGGCAGGAAUAUGGGGGCCGACUGUUUUACAACCAGUCACCUUUUCUAUUGGCAGUGACCAAUUCAUGAGGAAAGGGCUCUGAAGGAACUGUUUCCAUGCACACGAAAGGUACAAACCUCUCAGGCCUCUAGAAGAACUUAAAUAACCCAGGCGAGCCCAGUUCUGAAGAUUCACGAAUCCACUUGGAGUCCUACGGGAGCAUUCAGUUGGGUUCCUCUGUGUCCACACCUGCUUCACCCCUGGAAGGGAUGAGGUCACGACCUUGGGCUCCCUUCAGGACCUGUCCAAGGGUAGGCAAGCACCUUCACUGUUCCACAGAUUGAGGAGACACUGGACUUUUUACCCAUUUUCUUGAAUCUUCAAUAUUAAUGUUGUGUUUACAUUGAUGAGAACCAGAAUCAAUGCUGGGCUGUUUGUAUUGAGUUGCCAUGUGACCAGCAAAUGCUGCAUUCAAUAAACGAACAUACGGACUGUUUCUUCCUGUGCCCUCCCCUUCAUGUAGGAAACCGGAGACACCAGUGUAGAGGGCCAACUCGAUAAACAGCAAGUUUACACCUUCUGUUCUCCUGUUUCAUUUCUCUCAUCAUUUGAAUUUUCACCUUUCUGUCUCCCCAUUAGAUCUCACUUUAUCCUCUGACCCUCAAAGUGUAUUCAAAUGUUCCAUCGGGUUUCUGUGUCCAUGCUGAAGCCAGAUGUUUUAUAGACCAGAUGUGGACCAGCAAGGUAAAUCACGGUCACUGUUCCGGCAGUCAUUUGAAAACCCACAGUAAUCUGAGUUAUGAGACCCCGCAGUAUGCUGUGUGCUCAAAUGGAUCUGCCAGAUCUAGUCACUCAGAUGGAUUUCACAACCAGGAGAGCUUAUACUCGGACUUAUCCUCACUCAGAUAUAAACAAGUUGUGUGUGUGUGUGUGUGUCUCUUGUCAGUAUCUUUUAUAUAUAGCACAUAUGCAAUGUUGAUUAUUACAAAAAGUAAUGCACAACUACUGUAAAAAGGAAAAUUCUGCAAAACUAUUCACAGUAAAAAGUUCAGUUAAAAAGUCCAUUUCUCCGUUGGUGUGUGGGAGCCAGUUCCAACCAGCACCAAAGAACUUACUGGGUGCAUCUCUUCCCACUCCUGCAUUCAGUAACAUCACCUUCAUAUCUUGAAAUUGGCUAUGAUGGGAAUAUUUCUAUUCUGAAAAAAAAAAACAAAAAACCCACAAAUCAGGGCACACACCCCCGAGAGCCGGUUAUUUGACAUUGACCGGCACGCCACAGGUACUGUACACACACACAGGUGCUGAAAAUCUCUCUGCCUUCUCCACUGUGAGUGAUGUGUUGAUACCAUUUUUUGAAUGACUCAUUACCAGCUACCUGAAUCAAGUGAAAAUGUGCUGCACUAGUUCUUCAGUGUUACAAGUCGACGUUGAU
Talpa occidentalis (Iberian mole) is the source of this 4797-nucleotide messenger RNA. It is a transcript of the gene LARGE1, whose product is annotated as LARGE xylosyl- and glucuronyltransferase 1. NCBI's taxonomy places the organism in Eukaryota, Metazoa, Chordata, Mammalia, Eulipotyphla, Talpidae. The record is from RefSeq and is a predicted model, not a curated record. Gene Ontology annotation, biological process: protein O-linked glycosylation via mannose. The coding region runs from base 276 to 2546 and encodes 756 amino acids. Gene Ontology annotation, molecular function: glucuronosyltransferase activity; xylosyltransferase activity. The transcript has 15 exons.